AUGGUGCUAAAGCUCCCCGAGGUGAUCCCCCUGUUGGACAGCGACAAGAUCCUAGUCUUUGGCCCGAGGAGGAGUGUGGGGAUGCUUCGCUUUAAGGAACGCGAUGGAGAAAACUUCGCCCAGCUCCGAGAGAGGAUGUGGAAAGUUGUGAGGGCUAUCGCGCAAGCCAAGGUAAGCUUCCCCAGCGCGAAAGAUGUUGGAGAAGAGAAGGUUGCGUGGGUGGCGUUUGUCAAGACCAAAACCGCCCGAAGCCGCACCGCGCACAUAAGCAUGGUCAGACGCGUGGUUAUUGCGCUCGCCUCUGAGGUCAAGGAUGACGGGGGUGGUGUGUUGAACUUGGACCAUACACUCCAGUCUUCUUACGAUAUGGAUUGGAACGCAGGCACCAUUUGGUGCGGACCUCAGAAGAUUGCGUCCGCGACUCACAGGGCUCCCCGCGGGGUUGAAGUUAUCACUAUGUCCGGUGGCUGGGUGGACCUUGACUCAGUUGGACUGGUGACAGGCUGCUCGGUGGACGUGGCGAAACGAGCCUUCGAGCUCGAGCUGUGA
Symbiodinium necroappetens is the source of this 549-nucleotide messenger RNA. The record is from the annotation of a GenBank genome assembly. NCBI's taxonomy places the organism in Eukaryota, Dinophyceae, Suessiales, Symbiodiniaceae.